UAAUUUUCUUUUCUUUUAAACACGAUAGCGUGACAAACUUGUUUUAUUUUAAACAACACUGUUUAUCGAAAACAAGUAAGAACAAAAUCAUUCCGAAAUGGGAAGAGUAAAGUUUGAGUGAUUAAUUAGUUCGCGGGAUUGAUUUUAAUUAACACGUUCUGUUAACAGUUUGAGUUUUCUCAGUGGUCCUUAUGUUUGUGUCAAGAUUUUGAGAACAUGGUCAAGUCUCACUUUGUCAACUUCACAUAGACAGGCAAGUGAUUUAAAACAAGGGCUUAAAGGGAUUUUCAGACAGUUUCAAUUUAAAUAUUGACAUUAUCAUUUGGGCGCAUCAGUGUUCUUCAGUGAAGAUAUAUAUUGAUAAAUUAAAUAAACAUAUCGAAAUGUACUUCUUUCGCUGUUGACUUUCGGUCGCUUUUAAGUUGAUGUACAUGUGACAUUGUUUAUUUAAUUGUCGGGGACCGUCGGGACAGUGCGAAAGAAAUUAUUAGCGAAUUUGGCGGAAGAGGAAGAAACCGUGUGUUUUUUUUUAAAUACUUAGUAACCUCUGGAAAUAGAAAGACAAAGAGCUAGGAAAUUAAAAAAUUGUAAAUCACAAUACAGGUGUAUUGGAUUAAUUUGGAGAUUUAAAAUACGGAUUUAAGAGAUUGACUUAAAAGGAUUAGCGUUGAAUAAUGUAAUAGUACAAUUAUUAUUAAACAGUGUAUUGUAUUGACGUUUGCUAUUAUUGGUUUAAUAUUUCCACCGCUUUCUGUUUACAAGUUGCUUAAGAGUUUUGACAUAGUGUGAUAUUUACAUAAAAUAUAGAGAUCGUAUGUAAAUGGAUCUAUAUCUAUAAAAAUAACUCUUUUUAAAUACGAGUUGAUAUUUUUUACAAACAGUGAAAGUGAAUGGUUAUUGCAUUUGAUAGAAGUUAAGUGUCAUUGAUUGAAUGAAGUAAUAAAUUGUUGUAAUUUAGAUUUAUAUUUCCGAUAGGAAGAUUUAAUAGUGAGAUAAACGGAGUAUUAAGCGUCGGCACAUUAAAGUUUGAAACUACUGUGUAUAUUAUAGAUGUGCUAACAAAACCUGAAAUUUAAAAGGAUAAAUAUAGUUUUUUAAUGAAAAUAAUGUAACUGAGAAAAAAACUGGAUAUGUAAGUUGUUAAAUUCAGAAUAAGAAUAAGCAGUAUGAAAUUCGGUCUUAAAAUACAAACGCUUGGCAAUUGCCAAAUUCGAGAAAACGUUGGAUAGUAAAACAAACAAGCAGGAUAAUUCAGAACACGGAGUGGAAAAAGUGUAAUAACAAACACGGAUUUUCAAGUCAAAAGACUAAAGAAGCUAUGGAGACCUAUCUGAAAAGAAUUUACGAACAGAACUCACAGCGAUCGAAGCUGAAAGCUGAACUUACAUAUAACGAUAGUUUUCCUUUCUGGGAUUACAGAUCAAGACGGGGAAGUUUGUCAACAUCAGCAUCAUGUUCAUCAUCAUCCGGUUCAUCUUCGUUUGACCGUUGCAGUCUGUCUUCUUUGAGCUCUAUCAGAUCUGCAGACACCGUUAGUGUCAACUCAAGUUCACUGAGUUCAGAUUCAGACUCCAUCAUGGUGACGAGCGACCCCUACAAACUUCAGUUACAGUUUCUUGUUGAUGGACACGAGGUCAUGUCGAUGAUGGAAAUGUAUCAACCUGUUUUGAAUUGGGUGGAUUCAGACUUACGAUUAUUCCGAAUAAAAGAAAAGUCUGACUACGGAAAUUGUAACCAGUCGUUUUGUCAGCCAAAACGAGUCUCGCGCAUGCCCAGUGUUGCCAUAAUGAUUUUCCUUAAUGAAGAAGGUCCAAUUGGAUAUGAACGAGUUCAAUCAGCUAAAAGACGAUUUGAAAAACCACCAUGGAAAUUUCAUCAUUCUGAGCAAGUAGGACAAGGAAAAAUAAACCCAUAUCCUUACAAUAGUCCGGACUACUUUUAUACAUCGGAGGAACUUCCAUUAUGGGCAGUAAGGCUUGUGCAUUGUGGGAAAGAAUUCAUUAGAAUAGUGUUAUUCACAAGUGAUGUUUGUUGGGACGAUAUGAUUCAGUUUUACAAACUUAUCAUAGGUUAUGAACCAGACAUUAAUAAAAGUGAUUUCUGUAUGUUCACCGUACAUUCACGUGACCAUUAUGAUGUGCAAUUUGCCUUAAAGAAACUUAAAGGAGAAACAAAUCCACGUCCUCUGGACGCUGUAAAACUUCAGUUCAGUGUAUCAGAUGUUGGAAGUUUAGUGCCAUUAUUUCCGAACGUUUGUAAACCAGUCUCCGACGGUGUUUGGGAGACGCAAGAUCAUGACGGAAACAUGAUCACAAUUGACGUCAUAGGAAAACCAAACCCACAAACAUCAACUCCCUCAGACAUUCGAAAUUUAACGUCAGCAUCUGAUAGGUCAAGAAAAUCCUCACGUUCAAGUCGGUCGUCUGCUCACUCAUCAAAAUCAGUGCAAUCGUUUACGUCAGUGACGUCAUCAUCAUCAACUACAUCAUCAUUUACAUCAUUAUCAAGUGACAUUUCAGAGAAAAGUGAUAUUAUUGCCAGAGACAAAGAGGAAGAUAUUCCUCCUAAACUACCCCCGCGUGUGCCUCUUAAAGGAAGACGUGCACCACCGAAGUUACCCGAAAAACCCAAACAAUGCCUCGCAACAUUACAGGGAUUUUAUGUAUAACAAAUGUAUUAUUUGAUCUCAAAACCUAUUUUUAAAUGAUGAAAAGUAUUUAUUCUAAUGACGAAGACCCUUAAUGGUUAAUGUUUUAGUUUAUGAGUGUCAUAUAUGAAUUUUGUGCAUUUGUUGCGUGUUGAUCAUAUUACUUUGCACAUGUUAACUAUGUUUUCCUAUUUCUAUAGACCUAUAUUCACAUCCAUAUGUUGCUGCAGUUCCGUCCAUUAUAUUUCUAAAGAUCGAAUGUUAUUAAUUUGGCUUAUUCCUCAAAUUUCCAUACCUAAUAAGUAUAUGUUAUAAAUUAUAAGGUUGAUAAGCUGAUUUGGGAAAAGGUAAUCUGAACAGGCGCACCGGUUUAAGUGGUAUAACACUCUCAGACUAUAAAUCCACUAGUCACGAGUUCGAUCUUCCACUACGAUAACUUAAAUUUUUAAUAACUGAUUUUGAUGAAAUUUAAAGUGACCUUUUACACGUUUAUAAACCAGUCGUUUCUUCUUGUCUUAUUUCCAUUUCCCCCAAGUUCUGCAUUGUGCCGCUUGUAUGUUUCAGGUGUCGACUAUUAAUACACGUAUAUUACAUCAGUACAAAUACAUUUACAUUGAACUUGUUUUAUUCAUUUUCAAGUCAUGACUUUUUCAGAAUGAAAAAAAAUGCUGUUGAUAUCUUUCAGUAGUACAUGUUUAUUCAAGCUGUAUCAAAUGUUUAAAACUUGAGAUACAUCGUUACUUGUUAAGACUGUUUGUGUAUAUGUAAAUUUAUUUGUAAAUAUAAAAAUGGUAAUAUAUUUAUAACUGAAAAA
This is a messenger RNA of Ruditapes philippinarum (Manila clam), 3461 nucleotides long. Its product is annotated as protein FAM124A-like. The transcript is spliced from 4 exons. The record is from RefSeq and is a predicted model, not a curated record. Bases 1319 to 2668 code for a protein of 449 amino acids. NCBI's taxonomy places the organism in Eukaryota, Metazoa, Mollusca, Bivalvia, Venerida, Veneridae.